This is a messenger RNA of Haemonchus placei, 1284 nucleotides long. The record is from the annotation of a GenBank genome assembly. Lineage: Eukaryota; Metazoa; Nematoda; Chromadorea; Rhabditida; Trichostrongylidae.
AUGGAAUCCUUCGAUGUAGAAGCUCUCUACACAAAUGUCAGCAAUGGGUCUGCUAUGAAAGCCGUAUUUGAGCUUCUUAGUCAGCACCAGAACGAAAUUGGUAUGCGAGGGCUGUCUAUAUCCCAGCUGAUGACACUUGUGAAGGAGUGCCUCAGUUGUAACAUUUUCAAGUGGUCGGUAAGGUAUUUAGCACAGACUAGAGGCUUGGCUAUGGGGCAGCGAUUGGCGCCUGUGUUGGCCAUAUCAUUUAUGGCUAAGAUUGAAGCGCCUGUACUGGAAUAUAUGCCCUUACUUUACUGCAGGUAUAUCGAUGAUUGCUUCAUAGUCUGUGCGACACAGGAAGAAGUGGAUGUGUGUUUCGGCCUACUAAAUUCACAAUCAGAGCACAUUAAGUUGACACGGGAGAAACCGACCGAAAACUGGCUUCCGUUCUUGAACGUUCAAGUGAGGUUACAUGGCGAUAUGAUUGUUACGAAGUGGUAUAGAAAGCCGAGCAAUAAGAAUAUNAUUGUCCAUUAUCACUCAGCUCAUCCUUUUUAUGUAAAACGAGCGGUUGUUAGGAAUAUGUUCCGCACUGCUAAGAAAGUCUGCAGUGGAGAGGAUGAGCAAAAAGAGUCGCUCAAAAUGGCACGCGAUAUAGCUUGGUCGAAUGGCUACUAUAAUUUCCCAAAUUCACGUAGAACUUCUUCUGGCGGUGUGAUCCUCAGACAUGGUAGUACCUCGAUCGAAGGAAAAAUUCCUUUUGUACUACCAUUUAUUUCUGAUGAGGUCAGUGCCUCCAUUAGAAAGUGUCUAAAAAGAUCGGGUUUGGAAAAUUUAGUUGCCAUUGCAAAUGUACCACCCUUCAAUCUGAAGAAGCGCCUGGUUCGAAACAGGCUAUACGAUCGCCUAUGUACAAUCUCGAACUGUGUGGUCUGUCCAGCUGGAAGGGAAGGUGAUUGUAACAUGACUGGGGUGGUCUACAAAAUUACUUGCCGUGAUUGUGGUGAUGAGUAUAUUGGCGAGACGGCAAGACCACUCAACGUGAGGGUUAAGGUGCACAUGGAUGGUAUGAGACGAUUGAAAGAGUCUACUGCCUUAGGGAGUCACCGAAUGCGAAAGCACAAUGGAGGCGGUUUCGAAGUUACCGUGGAGGUCGUAGCACAGGAGUCGGAAUUGUGCGCGCGCAAAACCCUCGAGGCAUUUUGGAUACAAGUCACUGAUCCAAAAAUGAAUCGUAGGGAAGAAUGUCUCGCAAUUACGCGGGAGCUGCGGCCUUAUAUAAGAUUGGCCUUCCCGCAGUGA